CUCGUUAUACGGCAAAAACCCACAUGGCGUCCGACGAUUCCAAGAUGGCAGACAAAGAACAAGCUCUUCAUGCACCGAUAGAAUGGGCACAAAGGAAAGACAAGUUAUACAUUACAGUUGAUGUUGAUGAUUGUGUGGAACCCCAAAUAGAGCUCACAGAAACUUCAUUAACAUUUAGGGCAAGAGGAGGAGCAGAAAAGAAAUUGUAUGAAUCCAAAAUUGAAUUCUUCAAAGAAGUAGACCCAAAGGAAUCAAAAUAUACUGUCCUUCCCAGGAAUGUUCCGUUUGUGAUAAAGAAGAAAGAAGAGGGUCACUUCUGGCCUCGGUUAAUAAAAGAUAAAUUUAAGGUUCACUGGAUAAGAACAGAUUUUAACAAAUGGAAAGAUGAAGAUGAUUCAGAUUAUGAAGAUGAUGCAGGAGACAUGGAUUUAGAAGCAAUGAUGUCAAAAAUGGGUGGCUUAGGUGGAAUGGAUAAUCCAGUGGGAAUGAUGAACAAUAUGGGAGGCAUGGGAAUGGGUGGUCAAGAAGAUGGUGGAAAAGACUCCGAAGACAGUGAUGAUGAAGAUUUGCCAGACUUGGAAUGAUUUAUUUAAAAGAAAAAGGAAAGAAACUCUACAAACUUCACAUGAACAACUUAUUUCUUUUGAAUGACAUCAUUAAGUCGGAGACUGAGAAUAUUUACUGACUUGAAGAACACCAGAGUCUCGAUUACUAGAUAUACUUACUUUUUAUAUGAUUUUGUUUUCUAUACUUAUGGAAAAAUAGUAGAUGCAAAAAAUUAAGUUAAUGGAUUCACUAUGUCCGUUGCUCUAGAAAAUAUUAUAGAACUGCACGUCCUUGUGGCUACCAAGAAUCUUAUUUUAGCAAUCAACAAGUUCUGUGAAGUAUCCUCAAGUGAAUCCCUUUCAUGCCAUCUUCAUCCCAUUUUUGUAUUUUGGUGCAGUUGUAUGUAUCAUAUUUCCAAUUUAAAACAAUAAAAUAGUUGUUUUUCAAAUAAA
Molecule: messenger RNA, 998 nt
Organism: Saccostrea echinata
Lineage: Eukaryota; Metazoa; Mollusca; Bivalvia; Ostreida; Ostreidae
Product: prostaglandin E synthase 3-like
Exons: 9
Coding region: 24-584 (186 amino acids)
Biological process (GO): protein folding; chaperone-mediated protein complex assembly
Cellular component (GO): cytosol; nucleus
Molecular function (GO): Hsp90 protein binding; protein-folding chaperone binding
Source: RefSeq, a predicted model, not a curated record